AUGUGUAAUUACGCCGUAGCCGUCAGUCUGCAGAGUGACGUGAUGGCGAGCGGGCUGGUAACACUGUGGUGGCUUCUCUCAUUUCUUGUGCUGACUACGGCACGGUCCUCCAUUGCCCACAAUGCAUCUGCCUCAUACCUGACCGAAACGCGUCUUCGUCAGCUGAUCGUGAGAGGCAACGGUAUCUAUGACAUGCUAGGACGGCCUGCCACUGCGCCCAACCACUCCGUUGUUGUUGAUCUUGCGCUCAACAUGUACGGCCUGAUAUCGAUGGACGAGAAAGCACAGGUUAUGACGGCCGCGUCAUGGUUGAAAUUGACAUGGCACGACUAUCGAGCUCGCUGGGAUCCAAUGGAUUAUGACAACAUCACUCAUCUGUCACUGGGCCAAAGUGAAAUAUGGACGCCCAAGAUUCUUCUGACUAACGAGGCAAGUGACAGGAUUCAUAACCCCGUUCCGGAGAGCGUCUUUUUAGCCCUGUUGAAGUGGGAUGGAACGGUCGAACUACAAGGUCCAGUCAUCCACAAGACGCAUUGCGCGAUGCAACUGUCGGAGUUUCCCUUCGAUCGGCAGACCUGCGGGCUGAUUUUUGCGUCCCAGAACAUGCCGAGGGACAUGAUGACUCUUCGUCCCGGCGCCAGCCAAAUGAAUAAUCUGGAGAUAACCAGUCAGUGGCGACCCCUCGGACUGGUCGGCAAUGUGGUUGAAUACGUCUUUGAUUCACAAACCUACCACGCAUUACUUGUGGAAUUCACCGCCGAGCGGCUGCCGCACUACAACCUGAUGAAUGUGGCCUUGCCGUCUGGUGCCAUGGCGUUCAUCUCGCUCUGGGUGUUCUGGCUACCCCCAGAGAGUGGAGAAAAAGUGUCUAUGGCCGUGUCCAUGUUGCUUGGCCAGGCCGUCUUCUGGCUGGUCGUGAUCGAGUCUCUGCCGAUCACGGGAGGCCAAGGCACGCCGAUCCUACUGAGCAGCAUCGAAAGUAACUUCCUCGUGGGCGGCCUGGCAAUCCUGCUCAGCGUGGUCACGGUCAGAGUGCACCACCGGCCCGGGCCACUUCGUGGGUGCCUGCUCCGGACGGUGUUCCUCCGCGUUCUGCCGGUGGUUGUCUGCGUUACGCGGGCAGGUACCGGGAGAGAGGUCGACGUGAGCGACUCGCCAACUCCGACAGACGCCAAGUAUACUCACGCGGUGGACGACGACGCGGUGGAGACGCUGGCCCUACCAGACGGUAAAGCUCAGGGCGUUCCGACAAGCACGGGAGAUAGAUUUUCAGUCAAGGUUGCCGAAUUGGAAUCCCGCGAAGAUCCCCAUAGUUGCUUCAAAGCCAUCAAAGACGAAAAUGAUUCAGAAGACAUGAAGCUGGUUGCAGCAGUGCUGGAUCGAUUCUUCUUCGUGAUUGCGGCGGUUUUGUUCAUUAACGGCAAUCUUCCGCUGAUUGUAAAAUGGAUGUCCAUGUAAAAGCAAAAUGGCUGUGACCUAUAUAGGAAGUUGCAUCAUAGUCUGAGAUGAUAUCCCAUGUUAUGGGAUAUCCAUGAUUGAAAAGCAUUCAAUUCAAUUCAAUUUAAUUCAAUUCAAAUGUAUUAGCACCUGAAGCUGAAUUACAAGUGUUUAUAUUGGUAAUCAUAGGUCAGUUUCGUAUAAAACGUAAAGUUACACAUUUUUUUGGUAAAAUAAAAAUAUUUUCUGAAACCAUUCCAAAUUCUUUUUAAACUUUAAAACGUGUUGGUCUCGGGGCCAGCUAAAAGGCAUGCUAAGAAUCCAUUUUUGUAGGAGUCUGGGUACCAGACGCAUCCCAUUUCCGUUUUUUUAGAGGUGAAGUAAAAACAUAUAUAUAGUAUUACACAUAAAUAAUGCACAAAAUAUCAGGCUCUCUCCUCCAUGAGUUAUGUUAGACAUAAUGUCAAGGAUCUACAUGGUGUUGGUAAUACUUUUUUGUAAAAAGAAAACAAAAAACACCUAUGUGAAUCAAAUAUUUGAACACUGGUGGUGGUCACGGCGGUCCGUGGGGAGUUUUAGAGUUUUUAGUUCAUUAGAGACACACUCUUGGAAAAAAUGGUGCGGUUAAC
Molecule: messenger RNA, 2066 nt
Organism: Patiria miniata (bat star)
Lineage: Eukaryota; Metazoa; Echinodermata; Asteroidea; Valvatida; Asterinidae
Product: neuronal acetylcholine receptor subunit alpha-6-like
Exons: 8
Coding region: 1-1458 (485 amino acids)
Biological process (GO): regulation of membrane potential; monoatomic ion transmembrane transport; signal transduction
Cellular component (GO): neuron projection; synapse; membrane
Molecular function (GO): neurotransmitter receptor activity; extracellular ligand-gated monoatomic ion channel activity; transmembrane signaling receptor activity
Source: RefSeq, a predicted model, not a curated record